Messenger RNA from Trifolium pratense (red clover), 593 nucleotides. RefSeq lists its product as uncharacterized. The record is from RefSeq and is a predicted model, not a curated record. The transcript has 4 exons. The coding region runs from base 130 to 399 and encodes 89 amino acids. NCBI's taxonomy places the organism in Eukaryota, Viridiplantae, Streptophyta, Magnoliopsida, Fabales, Fabaceae.
AUUGUCAAAGGCUUACAAUUUUCAAUAUGUUAACACUUAAUUUUGCUCCGCUUCCUUCUUGUUUCACCAAUUUUCCAUUGAAGUUUCUUCUUAGCGUUUUCAUUCUCUCAUUCGUGCUCUCUUCUCAUCAUGGCUGGUUACAGAUGGAUUAGACCUGAGGUGUACCCACUUUUUAUCCCCGUUGGAUUGGCCGUCGGGAUCUGCGCUAUGCAACUUGUUAGAAACAUAACCACCAAUCCUGAAGUCAGGGUAACCAAACAGAACAGAGCUGCAGGAAUUCUUGACAAUUUUUCAGAGGGUGAGAAAUAUUCACAACACUUUGUGAGGAGGUUUGUCCGUGACAAGAGCCCUCAGAUUAUGCCUGGCAUCAACAACUUCUUCUCUGACCCAGAAAUUUAAAUGCUAAGUUUCUAUUUCUAGAAAAUUUUACUUGAUUUCUGGGAUUUAUAUUUUUGACUUUAUGCUAUUUCAAAUUGAGAAAUAGGACACAGGAAUUUGAUUUUUCAGAUAAAGGAUAUGUUGUUGAUGAUUGUGUAAUUUGUUGUUGGAUGACAUUAAAUUUGUCUUGAGAAUAAAGAUUUAUACUUUAAACA